Caenorhabditis remanei is the source of this 1782-nucleotide messenger RNA. RefSeq lists its product as uncharacterized. The transcript has 6 exons. Bases 1 to 1782 code for a protein of 593 amino acids. NCBI's taxonomy places the organism in Eukaryota, Metazoa, Nematoda, Chromadorea, Rhabditida, Rhabditidae. The record is from RefSeq and is a predicted model, not a curated record.
AUGGUGUUGGACGACAAGAUUGAGAUUGUGACAAGAGUGAUUACGUUCUUCUUUCCGUAUGACUCGAAAGUUGAAGAAUACGAAAACACCGAAUGGUACCCUGGAGACCCCCGUGACUUCUCUCAAGGCCACCCCAAUGGCCAUGAGAUGUGGGGACACGGCCAAAUCGGUUGGUGGCAAAAAGACGAGAAAGGUUGGCACUGGUAUUGGGACGACGCGGAUAACAUGGACAGGACUACAUACCCACCGAAUAUGGUCAUGAGCACUACAACUCGAUCCCCGUUGUUGGUCACUUCCUCUCCUUCAACAGAAGUCAUGGAGACCUACAGCGACGCGUUGCUCUCAGUGAUCCUUGGCUUCUUUGCUCUACUCGUUUUGAUUGCUUUUGCAAGCAAUAUCCUUCUCGCUAACGUGAUUAAAAAGUAUCGUUGGGGUAUGAAAAUGGCGUUGCUCUUUCAUCUAUGCGUGACUGGCGCUCUCCUGAGUAUCACCAACUCGUUGCACCUGCUCGCCAGCGGAUAUCAUUUGUUGAAGCGGCAAAAGAACAGCUCCGUAGUGCUCCAAGCGUUCGCCAUCAUCGCUUGGAUCGACCAUGUCAUCGGAUUCGCCCUCCUCAUCUUCGUCAUGUACCUGGCCAUCUUCUGCUUCAAAUUCUAUUGGAACAACAAGGAUCGAAGCAUCGAGUGGGGUAGAUCAUACGUCCUCUACGCCGUCAUCUCCACCUGGGUUAUUGCUUUCUUGUUCGCCGGAUUCACCGCCUUCUUCCAGUGUGAUUCUCAUAUCAACACAACCAACCAGUGCAUUAAUAUCGUUUGCGCAGUGUCGAACAUCUUCUCGGUUGUCUUCACAGAGUUGCUGACCCGUGUCAGAGUGGUGAUUCCUAUCAUUAUAAUAUUGCUUAUAUUGCUGUCAGUGCGUGUCGGUUCAUCAACUGUCCGUCGAGAGAGUAUGGUGAAAGUGGAGGGCGCAGACAUUUAUGGAGAUCGAGAGUUGUUGUUGAUGUGCUCCAUGGUUUUCGGGAUCUAUGAGCUUGCCAUCAUCAUCCCACAAAUCCUAAUUUUCUUCUGCAUCUCGCCACUUCUCUCCAUCGCCGCCUGGCACUUCGGCGUCUUGUUCUCCACUCUCGCCACACCGAUCGCAGUGAUCUCAAUCAGUCGGAACACUCGCUCGCGCGCGAUUCUAUUGUAUUCGUGUCGUGGCGCGAAGGGAAAGAGCAUGCCGGCGGGAAGUUAUGCUCACACGGCAAAGAAGUAUCAUGAGAGUGUGGAGAGCAACAAGAACAACACGAAACGAAGAGAUUCUGGAGUCUCGUUCUUCUCGCAGGAGUCGUCGUCAAUCACUUCAAAGGAUUUUAAUCGGAAAUUGUCGAUGAUUGUUGAGGAGCCGGCUGGGAAGUUCUCGACGGUGGAGAAGGUUGAGGAGGUGAUGCCAGUAGAGUCGAUUCAUUCGAUUCAUGCUUCUCAUGCAGUGGUGCCGACGCCAACGUAUUCGAAGGCUCCAAAGUUGAAGAAUGUAGUCAGAGUCCAAUCCGCCGACCAAGUCGCCCGUAACACCGUCGACUACGAUCUCUCCAGACGCCGAAUGUCCCAUAACGACAUGCCACAAGUUGGGGAUACUGACAGACUUGCCAACAUGGUCUCCUCGAAAACCAAGAGAUUCAGUCUGGGAGGUCGUCCGACAGUCAACAUGAACCUACCUAAUCAUAUAUUUGUGCAUCAUAUUCAUCAUGAAAAUAAGAUUCGACCGAUGGACCCGAGUCCGAUGAUAAGCAUGGUCGAGUAG